This is a messenger RNA of Rana temporaria (common frog), 4381 nucleotides long. RefSeq names its product von Willebrand factor A domain containing 3A (gene VWA3A). NCBI's taxonomy places the organism in Eukaryota, Metazoa, Chordata, Amphibia, Anura, Ranidae. The transcript is spliced from 34 exons. The record is from RefSeq and is a predicted model, not a curated record. Bases 144 to 3722 code for a protein of 1192 amino acids.
CUGUGUCAGUGGUUGGGGCCGUUGCCCUGGAGACGAAGUAACACAUCUCAGCUGCCGGAAGUCACUCUCACCCUGAGCCUGCUGUAAUGAAAGUCGUGUUGUGAUGCUGAACAUACUGAAGUCAGCUUAACAGGGAUGUCGCAAUGGAUUUAAACACAGAAAACAUGGCUCACAUUUUGGAAAAUGAUAAUUUUUUCAAGACUUCAUACCAAGAACCAGAAGAAGGCAUGGAAUCAUUUCCCAUAAGAGCAAAACCUUCAUGGCAGGAUGUGAAAGUCAACAAAGUGAAGAAUGAUGGAGGAUUACUGGUGACACAUGUCAAUCAGACUCAUGAUCUGCUGAGAGUGACAGACACAGAGAAUAAGAAGAGUGAUUCUCAGAGCUCGGAGGAAUGGCUUCAAUACCAUGAUAUCGAGUCCAUGCAUCUCACCAUUGAAGAUCUGCUGAACCUGGGACACAUUGUCAUGAAACCAUCAAAAAAUGCCUCCAAGCAGAUUGAAUUUACAGCUGAGACAAUAAAUGAAUUUGAGUUAAAAAUACGUGAGACUAUUGAAGAUUACCAUAAGAGAAUUAACUGGCUGAUGGAAAGCAGCAGAAAGAUGUUUGGCCUUGUAAAGGGGAAAAACGUUGGAUUGCUAAUAGAUUCAUCACAUCUAAACUGUGGACCAAGGAGAAUGGAUUUCCUAAGAGGCCUGUUGUGCCUUGUAGAUGAGCAGAUAUGUUACAAGGAUACCAUAUAUCUGAUGUCCUUUGGAACAGAUGUUUCAUGCCUUUGGGAUUCUCCAAGGAAUGUUUCUGCCCAAAUAGUGCAUGAAGCCAGGCAGUGGAUUCAAGAACUGCAACCUCGUGGAGGCUGUAACUUACUUCUGGCGCUAAGGAAAGCACUGAACAUCCAAGACUUGGAUUCACUUGUCAUUAUUGUCAGCAGCUGCCCUGACCAGGCGCCGGAUGUCUUAGCGGACUACAUCUUGCAAUGCACCCUGGGAAAAAAUCUUCAACUUCAUGUUGUAUCAUUUGACAGCAUCGCCCAGGCUGAUUUACAAAGACUGGCGGACACAAUUGGGGGACGUUUUCAUUGCUUCUCUUCUUGGAAAGAGGAUGAGAUCUAUGCCAGCACUGAUAUCAAGCUUCUGAUUAAAGAGGUGCACAAAGCCAAUGACCUGCUAAAUAAGAUAAAUGAGAUGCGUCAAGGAUCGCUCGAUGAUGCACUUAUUAAAAUAAUGCAGGAGAUAUCAACAAGAGUGGCUAAAAUCCCUCCCUCUGCUUUCCUUCCAAAACCUCCUAAUCACGAUGGACCACUGAACAUAGAGAUUUCAGAUUUUUCACCAAAAACUUCAACUAAAUGGCUUAAGAAAAAUGGAUUAAAAGCCAAAAAACUGAGCCUCUACCAAGUACUAGCUCCGAAUGCAUAUUCCCUUGUAGAGGAUUUUGUUCCUAUACUUCAGAAAAGAGUCUCAUCCACGCUCCAUGAGCGGGCAAUGAUGCAGUUUGAAUGGCAUGAUGGCACAGUGAAAAACAUUCAUGUAGACCCUCCAUUGUUGUAUGAAUAUCAGAAACAGCUAGCAAAAGUCGCUCAGACCUAUGAAAAAAGAAUAGACUGGCUUACGAAAGGAAGUAGAAGAAUUUGGGGAACUAUUUGUGAAAAAAGGGUUAUUUUGCUUGUGGACACGUCAGUUGAGAAUGCUAUGCAUAUUAUACAUAUCCAACAUUCUCUGAGACUUUUACUGGAGGAACAAAUGGGAAACAAAGAGUUAUUUAACAUUAUAUCAUUUGGAAAUGAGAUCCAAUUUUGGAAGCCAGGAAUGGUUCCCACAACUUCAGAAAAUCUGCAAAGUGCUUGGAAGUGGAUCCUGAACCUCCAGUGUGAGGGUGGGAGAAAUGUUGUGGGUGCCAUUAAAAGAGCUAUUGAAUUUAACAUCAAUGACAGAGAAGAUGAAGAAUCCCAGGGAAUAUAUUUAUUUACUAGUGGUCUCCCAGAUCAAGACCUUCAUGUAGUGUCUGCGUACUUGUCUGAAGCUGCCUCUGGCUGUGAUUUGCAUCUUCAUGUCUGCUUGUUCAGUAUUGGUGAUGACAGCUCUGAUCACAUCAGUGACAGGAGUGACACAAUCCGUGUUCUACAAGAUUUGGCUCAUGUCACUAAUGGAAGGUUUCACUGGUUUGCUGACAAAGGUAAUAUUGAAAGCGAUGACAUCACUUGUCUUGUCUCAGAGAUGGAAAAGGCUCUUAACUACUCCAAAAAGUGUGCUUUUUUGGUUGAAACGUUAAAACGCCGCCCUGGGAAUAAAGAAGAGAACCAGAUGCCACCAGCGGAAGGAUCAGUGGUGCCAUAUCAGAAAGAGAAAUGCAGGCCAAAAUCACUGCCACUUCCAAAACCUACUGCGCUCACACUCGCCAGAAUGGGCAUUAAGAAUGAUCAAGAUGGGAAGAACACUAACAUGAAAGCAUUGUUGUGGCGGCCAAAUAGUGCCAAAGCUGACAUUCCUCCAGCUCAGGCAUUUAAAGACUGGGAUCUGGCUAGUGACAAGAAAGUAAAACAAAAGAAACAACAGAGAGCAUCUUUUGAUGUUUUUUACACUGAACAUGGAAGAAAUAUUGGGGUGGUGUACAAAGACUAUCCAGCAACCAAAACUGUGAGAAAAAGUAUUCCCUUCAUUGCACUGCCUAAAGAAGAGGAAUGCUGUUCAUCCAAAUUGUGGCUGAAAAAAUACGGUUUGAAGAAGCUGAAGUUACAGCUCACCAAGCUGAUAUCUGGUCCAGAUUGCACUCACCAGAAAAAGUUGGUGCCGGCAUUACACAAACGUGUUUCUGCAAAAUACUGCACUAUUUUCCCAAGUGUGGAGGUUAACGGAGUGGUGAAACACCUUCAAUUUCAGCCCAAGGAGCUAGAGGAAUAUAUUGAGCAACUGGAGAAGGUUUUGAAACGCUAUAUUCAGCGACUGCAGUGGCUUUUAUCUGGGAGUCGACAGCUGUUUGGAGUGGUGUUGGAGAGUAAAGUGUGUAUAUUAAUUGAUUCAUCCAGUUCCAUGGCUCCUUUUCUACCAGAGAUGCAAAAAGGCUUGAUCUCACUGCUGUGGGAACAACUAAGGGCUAGAAACAUUUGGUUCAAUAUAAUCAGCUUUGCAGAGAACAUUGAGCAAUGGCAGGAUUGUUUGGUGGAAGCCACUGAUGAAGCAUGUCAGGAUGCUGUACAGUGGCUCUCCAGGCUUCAGCCUCGAGGAAAUUCCUGUAUUGUCCAUGCUAUCGAGAAAAGUUUUUCUUACUUGGAUGUACAAGGUGUUUAUCUGCUGACAGAUGGAAAGCCAGACAACAGCUAUAACUUAUUACUGGCUGAGAAACUUCUGGGGUCUCAUGGUGUCAAAGUGCACACUGUUUCAUUUAACGCUUCAGAGAGAGCAGGCAAUGAAUUCUUAAAGAGGCUGGCAUGUUUGUCAGGCGGGAGAUUCCAUUCAUCUCAUGGACAUAUGGACGGACAUUUUGUUGCUCACAGGAUGCUAACUGAGGGGUUCACAGAUGAAGAUGAUCCUGUUCUUCCAAUAUUUGAAGGUGAUGAUCUUAAAAAACUUGCUAAGGAAAUAGAUCAAGCUCGCCAGUUUAUCACCCAAGCCAGAUCAUUCCGGUCUCUCGUCCUGGAAAAACAGAAGUUCAUCUCCAAAGAUGUACCCAUGGAAGGAAGUGAUGUCUCAGAAGACAGAAACGGGGUUAUGGCCGGAAGAAUCACCUAAUGAAGAACAUACUCUGAAAUUUUCUUGGUAUCUUUUACUAAUUGAUCUACAUGUUCCUCUUGAAAUUUGUUUAGCUGUAUAGUGUGAAUAUGAAACAGUACUGUACAACAUAUCAUUUGCAAUAGAUCACUGAAGCAGUUUGACUUUAGUUAACAGAAAUGUGUGCUAAAUUUUAUGAUCACAAAAAGGUUCUCAAAGAUUUAUUUUUUUAUCUUAAUUACACCAAUGGGUGAAAAUUAAUUUUCAAACCCUCAACAGAUCUAAUAUCAGUUUUAGUUUAUGUUAGCUGAGACUUGUACUGAGGAUAUAUACAGGGCCCAUUUCCAUUGCUGCUGUUUGCCUGCACUUUGGUAAAAAUCCAACCCACUCAAAUACAAAAUUGAUUUUUUUUCCAUUAUAUUCAAUGGUAGAAUUUCCAUCUAUGCAUUUCUGUAGGCUUCAGUUUAUUAAAAUGCAACUGGCAGCUUUUACGCUUCCAUUUUUUAGAAUAUGUUUACGUUUUUAUUUUUAAUGGCCUAGCAUGCAAACCAGAAGUAAAGCACAUACAAAAUGGAACAAGCCAAAAGCAAACUGUAUGUGCCUAUAAAAAUGAAAACGCCUAUAGGCUGCUAAUACUUCAGCAGGCCAUAGGUAAUUUCUUUUGUUCAGCCAGAGGGCUG